Molecule: messenger RNA, 369 nt
Organism: Dreissena polymorpha
Lineage: Eukaryota; Metazoa; Mollusca; Bivalvia; Myida; Dreissenidae
Product: megakaryocyte-associated tyrosine-protein kinase-like
Exons: 3
Coding region: 1-369 (122 amino acids)
Biological process (GO): multicellular organism development; cell surface receptor protein tyrosine kinase signaling pathway; positive regulation of kinase activity
Cellular component (GO): signaling receptor complex
Molecular function (GO): transmembrane receptor protein tyrosine kinase activity; ATP binding
Source: RefSeq, a predicted model, not a curated record
AUGGAGUACCUGGAGUCUAAGAAAAUCAUGCACUGUGAUUUGGCUGCCAGAAAUGUGCUGCUCAACUCCGAAUUGCGUGCAAAGGUCUGUGAUUUUGGACUGUCUAGGAUGCUGGAGAAGGAUUACUAUAGAUUGCACGAUGACAAGACAAUACCGUUGUACUGGUCAGCGCCAGAAUGGAAUACAACUAAGAAUGUCUCUCAUAAGUCUGAUGUUUGGAGUUUUGGGGUUGUUCUGUGGGAAAUGUUCAGUAAUGGAAGUGAUCCCAAAAUGAAGUGUGAAAGUGCUAAGGAAUUUGUUCUCAAGAUAGCAAGUGGCGAGAGAUUGAAGAAACCUGAGGACUGCCCAGAUGACAUGUACAGUUUAUGA